Molecule: messenger RNA, 3086 nt
Organism: Acromyrmex echinatior (Panamanian leafcutter ant)
Lineage: Eukaryota; Metazoa; Arthropoda; Insecta; Hymenoptera; Formicidae
Source: RefSeq, a predicted model, not a curated record
AUCAAUAGUAAAUAAAGUUAAGACAAAUGUAAUUAUUAGAAAAGAUAUGCAUUAUGUAAGUUUCCGUACGGAAACUAAUCAUAUUAUAUGGUGAUGACUCUGGAAAAUCCGUGCGUUAUUUAUAACCUUGAAUAUGCUCUAAAUUUAUAAUAUUCCAUUCAAGGUUACUACGUAUUAUAGAAUUAUAAGAUAUAUACAAAAUCAGCACAAUGUCUCUAAUCGGAAAUAUUGAACCAUUUAAUCCAGAUCAAGCUGACAUAACGACUUAUAUUGAAAGAAUAGAACAAUUAUUUAUUUGUAAUGAUGUCAAUGAAAAAAAAGUGCCACUUUUCUUGACUUUGUUAGGGGGAGAAGCUUAUAAUGUUUUAAAAGAUCUUUUGUCCCCACAAUUACCUAGUCAAAAGACGUAUGCUGCUUUAAAAGAGACGUUAAUAAAUCAUUAUAAUUUAAAAAGGCUUGUAAUAGCAGAACGAUACAAAUUCUACAGUGCAAAUCAAGAUAGUAGUGAAGAUAUCAAAUCGUACCAAAUUAAAUUGAAGAAUCUGUCAAAAUAUUGUAAAUUUGAAGGAUUCUUGGAUGAAGCUUUGAGAGACAAAUUCGUCUUCGGUUUAUUUUCGGAACAAAUUAAACAGAGAUUAUUGACGGAAGAUGAUUUAACAUUUGAAAAGGCAUGUGAAAUAGCUACAAAAAUGGAAUUUACUGAAAACCAAAUACUUAUCAUAUCUAGAAAUGAUGAAGAGAAUAUUGUUAAUCAAUUGGAUAACGAUAAGAGUGAUGACAAGCUGAAUGAAGAAAGCAGUCAGAAUAAAUCAAAUGAGUAUUUGACUCAAGCAAAUCAAGAGUCAAAUAGUAAAACAAUGCCUAUAAGACAAAUGUGUAAACGAUAUACCAAAGUCAAUAAAGAUUAUAGUGCUAUGAAUUCAAAAUGUGUUUCAUGUAAUCAAAUGGACCAUACAUCAUCUAAAUUUACAUCUAGAAAUAGAGCUUGUAAUACAGAAAAUCAAGAAGAUAAACAAAAUGAGGAAGAGAAUAAUCAUAUUCUUGAAUUAAAGUUUAUAGAUAUUGAUACAAUUGAUUCUUUAGAAGAGACACGGAAAAAAGCAGAUCCUAAUUACGCAACUUGUGAUGAAAACAGAAGACAUGAAAAAAGAGUCAUACACGAAAAACAAUUUGACGAUACAUAUGAUACUUAUGAUGACAGUAUAGAUGAAGAUUGUGAUUCAGCUUCGCAAUUACAGACUUCAUACAAGAAGAUAAAAAUAAAUGAAAAUUGGGAGUCGUCUGGAAAGAAAUCUUUGCAUGACAAACAAUUGUUGCAUAAAAAGCAAUUCUCUUGUAAUAAAAUUUCACAAAUUGCCACCUUAUCUACAUCAAAACAUUCAUUGUAUGAUAAAUCACAAACGCAGAUAGUUGAUCCACUACAAAUAGUACAAAUGGAUGAGUCGUCUGAAUUUGGACCGCAAGAAAUGAAUGUACAAAAUCUUGAAUUUAUUUCAACUACUGCCCCGUCAGUUACGGUUAGUGACAUUGAAAAGUUGAUUCCGAUUUGUGAAGAAACAUUAAGGUAUGUAAAAAGCAUCGAUAGGAGGCUGAGAGUUUUGGAAAAAGGCGUUAUUAAUGAGGAAGAGCCUGAAGGAAUGAAUGUAUUCGAUGACCUACUUCCGAUCAAUUCUAUACAAAAUCUUAAACGAUUUGAGGAAAGCAUAGAAACAGCUGAAAUAAAAACGAAAUUUAUGGAAUUUAUAAAAAGAAUUGGAGGCAAAGGCAACAAAAAUAUGAUACAACGGUGUAUGAGCCGUUUAUUUACAAAUGAAUUCGGCAUUAGUUGUUCUUGGUGUGGUCGCGGGAAUAAUUAUCGCAUGUGCGAUUUAAAAUGUAUCCAAGUUCUAAAAAUUGUGUUAAGAGCCAGGGGUAUCAACGAAUGCGAAUUUGAAACUAUAGCAAGCGAAUGGUUCCGCCUUAGCAAGCUGCGAUAUGAUCGCGAAAAUAAAAAGCAUACAGAAGAAACGUUACACUGCUGCAAUAUUUGCCAAAUUCCAUAUGGUUUUCUCUGCUCUUAUGAGGACAGUACGACCAAAAUGUGGAUUAUAAAAAUCAUGGAGUAUGUAAUUAUGAAUAUCUAUAAUGUAAACUCUUCAGUAUAAUGCUCAAGUCCGCCUGUUAAUCGUGGCUAUUGUUUGGGAGCGUUUAAUUAUCACUUAUGCACGUCGCGAUUGCAAUCCCGGCCGAUUUGUACCGAUUCACUGUAAUAGAAUUAUACUUGUCUUUACAAUCAUUCUCGAUCAUCUGUGAUCGCAUUAUAAUAUUCACGAUCGUUGUAAAUAUGUGCGUAUUGCAUCGUCUAUUCAUCAUCAUGCGCAUUGUUGUAUUAUAUGAUGAUAAUAUUUCUUUCUUUCUACGUAUUGAAAAUUCUAGAAAAAGAAUUCGUAACGUUUCGAAUCAAUUCAAACAGCUAUAAUCAUAUUCGUUAAAUAUGAAUGAAAUUUAAAUAAAAAAAAAAGGUUUUAAAGCUCAAUUUCUGAAAGGUUAUUAUAUUUUGUAAUUUCUGAGUGAGUUUGGUAAUUUUUAUAUAUAGAAAAAUAUGAAACACCUCUCGAAAAAUCCGCGGUUCGGAACCGGCAUAAAACUGUAGGUCCCGUAUAUUUGUGGCAAGUGAAUAAUCAGCGUACGCAUUAGAAGCCUAAUGUAAAAGAAAGAAAAAGAAAAUUAUGAUCGAAAGAAGAAAUUCUUUUUACUUUGUGAACAUGUUACUUUGUGAACCUAUUACAUAUCCAAAAAAAUUUUUAAUUUUCAAACGUGAAAACUUAAAAUUUUUUCUACAAAAUCAGUUUUUAAAAAUGUUCUUAACAUUUUUUUUUAUUAAUUUAUGACAGAUUAAAUAAAAGGAGCAUUUUGAUCGGUUAUAACUUCAUUAACACUCAUUGUAUCGCAAUUCGAAAAACAGAUUAAUGUUAAAACUUUGACAAAUAUAAUUAUCAAAUUUUUUAAAAACAUAUAGCAGCAUGUGAUACUAAUGAGUAAUAACGCUACGAAUUUUUGUUCCAACCCAUUAUAUUGCUAAUUUCUAAAUAAAUAUUUGAAAUGUG